Xenopus laevis (African clawed frog) is the source of this 1788-nucleotide messenger RNA. It is a transcript of the gene hmx1.L, whose product is annotated as homeobox protein HMX1. NCBI's taxonomy places the organism in Eukaryota, Metazoa, Chordata, Amphibia, Anura, Pipidae. The record is from RefSeq and is a predicted model, not a curated record. The coding region runs from base 476 to 1339 and encodes 287 amino acids. The transcript has 2 exons.
UUGCCUCCCUCUUUCCUGCAGUUUGAUUUGCUUCCCUAAUUGACCUAAAUAAAGCUCCUGACUGACAAGCACUUCUAGGGCCCCCAGGCACACACACUACUAAGCAGAGAAGUGAACUCAUCGACACUAAUUCUCUCUUAUUUUCCUUGAAUAAUCCAAUUUACUGAGCGCUGCUCGCACAUUUGGAGAAGUCUCUUUUUCUGUGCCAAGCGUUUAACUCGCAGGACAUUUUUAUUUGCCUCUUAUCGUUCCCAUUUGAGGCUUUUUAUUGGGAGCAGCGAUGUGAGAGUGAUCGCCCAGAGCUCAGCAGCCUCUCCGGGAGUAGAGAAGGGGCAGGAGGCGCAUCCUGGGGACUGAGCGCGGAGAGAGAAGGAAUAUUGCGCGGCGCGCAGCUCAUCCUCUGGGUACAACGGUGCGCACAGAUCCAUCAGUCUGCUCCACUUCCAUUCCCAGCAGGGACCACACUGCUAUCAAGAUGCCCGAUGACUCUACGGAAACCCAAAGCACCACCACCACCACCACCAGUGCCAGGGUGUCUUCGUUCUUCAUCGAGAAUCUCCUGGGCACCGAAUCGAAUAAGGAGAAGAAGCGCGAAGAGGCAGGCUCUGGGCACCAUGCACAGUCCACUGAGCUCGCAGGCGGCCAUUUCAGCUCGUUGUGCUGUCAGAUCUCCCCGUACCAUUACAGUUACCCUCUCAGAGAGAACACCAUGGAGUGGUACAGAAGGGCGCAGGCCACUUACAUAGGAUGCACGAGCCCUGAGACAAGUGACAGAGAUUCCCCAGAGAUGGCAGAAUCAGUUGAGGGUCAGAGCAGGGGGCUGAGGAAGCUCAGUGAGAGCCCCGGAGAAAGGAGAGAAGACUUUGCAUGUAAAGAGGAGGAGGAGGAGGAUGAGGAGGAGAAGGCAGAACAGGACUCAGACCAGAGGUCUUCUCGCAAGAAGAAGACUCGCACUGUGUUCAGUAGGAGCCAAGUCUUCCAGCUGGAGUCCACUUUUGACAUGAAAAGGUACUUGAGCAGCUCAGAAAGGGCCGGCCUGGCAGUCUCCCUCCACCUCACAGAGACCCAAGUCAAAAUCUGGUUUCAGAACCGGAGGAACAAAUGGAAAAGACAACUGGCAGCAGACCUGGAGGCUGCAAACAUCUCACACACUUCCCAAAGGAUAGUAAGAGUCCCAAUUCUGUACCAUGAGAACUCACCUGCUGCCUCCAUGGGCUUCAACUUGCCCCAUGUCUCCCCAGCAGCACUAGUAGGUUUCUCCAACCCAAUGAACUACCCCCUGGCCUCCAUCCCAACCUCUGUGCCCUUUAUUAGAUCUCAGAUGACUGCACUUGUCUAAUGACUCCAUGGGGGACGUUUCCACAAGGCCUAUUUUUUAUUAACAGCAUAUCAGCUUCUUAUAUUAUAUACUUCCUUCUAUGCCUUUCAAUAUAAGACGUGCAAGAACGAUUACUUGGAAUUACUGCAAAAAAAAAAAAAAAUACACAAAAAAAAUCGCUAUUAAACAUUUUCUUUUUAUACUUCCAAAGAAAUCCCAUGUCUGUUCAAUGGUGUCAUAUCAGUGUCAACCGAGCUCUGCACAAAUAUCCAGAAUACUGAGCAAUGAUAGAGUCUAUCUCAGCUAAUUUAUUUAGGCCAGUUACUGUACAUGUUUGCUCAUCUGAAUGAUAUAUAUAUCUAUAGAUAGUAAAAGAGCGCCAGCAAAUAUGGAAUUUCUCCUAAAUUAUGUCAAUGAGUUUUAAAUUAUUUACUUUUCUUAAAGGAUCUAAUACAAUACUAUGCAAUAUA